AAACCGCGUCAGGUCUCCCGUGAAGAAGGUGUCCGAUUUGCCCGACUUUACAAUAUGCCCUACUCAGAAGCAAGUGCCAAAACCAGUGAGGGUGUGAAUACCUUAUUCCAAGACUUGGUCAAUCGAAUCUACGCGAAACCGUCCUUAUGGGAUCCGGAUAAUCGACGUCACGGCAGUCAGAUGCGUUCGUCCAGUCGCUUGCAACUAAACCAAUCAAAACGACCCGGUCUGGAGUGCUGCUGA
Echinostoma caproni is the source of this 243-nucleotide messenger RNA. The record is from the annotation of a GenBank genome assembly. Lineage: Eukaryota; Metazoa; Platyhelminthes; Trematoda; Plagiorchiida; Echinostomatidae.